AUGACCCAUUCCCACGACCAUACCUCCGUCUGGUGGCCGGAGGACAGGAUCAAGGCCACCCUCGACACCAAGUUCAUUGUGAGUCGCCUGCGCCCCGAGAAUGUGCCGCGGCUGUUCGACCUCCCGCGCUGGGGGGAGGGCCUCACCAGCGAGACAUACAUGGAAUGGAUUCUGCUCAAAGCCGGCCGGCUGUUCCUGAUUCUUGAUGUCAUUGGUAUUCCGGAUCGCAUCUUUAGCAUCGUCGACGAGUCCUGGGACGACGAUGACCUUCCGAUUGCUGAGCCGAACAUGGAUCGUCUGCGUCUGUGCCCCGACGGCGAAGACCUCGCCCUUGAGAACCGGUUUUUCAACGCCCAAUGGCGCUUUGUCGUCCGCGGGAUUGCGGAGGGCGAGCAUGUUACAUAUACUGGGAAUGAGGGAGUGCCGGUGGAGGUCCUCCGCACCACUGCUGGCAGUGGCGUCCAAGGCCGCGACGACACGGUCGACCGAGUCAUCCUCGCCGGCUCCGUCUGUCGUGUAUACAUGCGCACGCAGGUGCAAGUCGGCGGUGCGCCACACUUUUUCUCCUCUGCUGAAGUCCUGAACGAAAUCCGCGCUCUUCGCAAACUGGCGCACCCGCACCUCGUCUCUCUCUACGGCUCCUAUUUCGUGGACGACACCGUCUGCGCGCUCUUCACCGGCGCCGAGACAGACCGCACGCUGCACAGCUUUCUUGCGGACCAGCCCCAGACCUUCAAGCGUCUCUCCAAGGAGCAUCGCCGGCAGAUCUUGGUCACUUGGCCGCACUGCCUCGCCUCGGCCGUGUCCUGGCUACACGCGCGAGGCCAACCGCACGGCGCCAUCCGGCCGUCGAAUAUCCUCAUCGACUCCAACCACCACAUCUUCCUGGGCCAAUUCCAAGCCCUCGACUCACUCCUUGCACCACCUCGCGUCAAUGACAUUGAAGCAUACAAUUACGCCGCCCCGGAGCGCUGGAUCCGCGCUCCAGUUCCAAACCUCCCUCCCCCCCAACCAUCCCGCGUUCUCCUCCCCUCCGGCGGCCGCACUGGCCGCCGCAAGAAACCUGUCCAGCUCGCCCUACAAACCCUCAACUCCGCUGCCUCCAAGGGUACCGUGAUCCGCAUCGGACUGCCCGGCUCGCCCUCCCGCUUCUCCUUCGCCUUCUCGACCUCCUCCUCUUCCUCCUCCUCCGCCGCCUCCUCAACCACCACAACCACUCACGACACCCAACCUUCCUCCAAGCGCGUGCCCCUCUGGCCCCGACGCCCAAACACCCUCCGUGCCAUGCCCUCGCUUUCCUCCUUGACCACCACGACCGCCUCCUCCUCCUCCGCCUCCUCGUCCGCCGCGUCAACCGCCCCUUCCACCGCCGCGUCAACCGCUCCCUCCUCCCUCGCGCCGCUCAAAUCCCCGGCCCUCACAAUCCCCCUCGCUGCAGACCUCUUCUCCCUCGCCGCCGUAACCCUCGACAUCAUCACGCACCUCUGCAAACGCAGUUCCACCAGCUUCACGUCCCACCGCGCCGCGCGCAACCGCUCCGCCGGCCGCGGCGGCGGCAUGGCCGACGCGUCGUUCCACCUCGCGCGGAACAGCGUACAGGUGCAGUCGUGGAUCGCGCUGCUGGAAGGCGACUCGCUGAAGCGGUGCCGGCGCGACCGCGGCAGCGACGCGGCGUUCUGGGCGGUGCCGCGCAUGCUGAUGGUGGUGCGGGCGAUGCUGGGUGCGGAGCCGGAGCGGCGGCCGAGUGCGCGGCGCGUGGUGCGGUGUUUUGCGGCGGCGGUGAGGGAGCGUGGGGGGCGGGGCGGGUUGGAGCUGCAUUGUGUGGAGAAGGCCAAGCCGAAGGCGAAGACGAAGAAUGCAUGCGAAGGGGUCGAGGAGGAGGAGGUUGUCAAGGCGAAGGGAGGGAAGAAAGAGGUGUUGGUGAUGGACUCUUCGUCGGUGUCGGAGUUUGACUUUGGGUUCUCGGACGCGGGAAGUGAGAGUGAAGCGGGGGAAAGCUCGGACAGGCGGGACGAGGUUGAAGUGGCUAUGGAAGAGGAUGAGGAGAUGCCGAUUCAGGUGGAUCGGGUGUCGCCGCAGUUGUCGUUGCCGGAUCUCGAUGUGAACAUCACGGGGAUUGAAGGACUGACAUUCCGUGGCGAGUGA
This is a messenger RNA of Penicillium macrosclerotiorum, 2145 nucleotides long. RefSeq names its product protein kinase domain-containing protein. Gene Ontology annotation, molecular function: ATP binding; protein kinase activity. The transcript has 2 exons. Gene Ontology annotation, biological process: protein phosphorylation. The record is from RefSeq and is a predicted model, not a curated record. Lineage: Eukaryota; Fungi; Ascomycota; Eurotiomycetes; Eurotiales; Aspergillaceae. The coding region runs from base 1 to 2145 and encodes 714 amino acids.